AUGUCCAAACCGGAGCAGCACGAGGACGCGGACUGUGUGUGUUCCGUCGGGAUGAAAUUAACCUGGGAUAUUAACGACCCCAAACUACCACAGGACAACAAGCAGUUCGACCCGUUUCAGGAGUGGACGGACGGUUACGUGCGUUACAUCUACAGCGCUGAAGACAAGAAUGCCCAGAGACAUCUCUCCGGAUGGGCCAUGAGAAACACCAACAACCACAACUGCCAGAUUCUGAAGAAGUCCUGCCUGGGGGUGGUGGUGUGUUCCCGGGGCUGUGCACUGCCCGAUGGCUCCAGACUGCAACUACGCCCGGCUAUCUGUGACAAAGCUCGGCAAAAACAACAGAAAAAAUUAUGUCCCAGCUGUAAUGCAGGUUUGGAGUUGCUGCCCUGUCGUGGACACAGUGGUUAUCCUGUCACCAACUUCUGGAGAGUGGAUGGAAAAGCCAUUUUCUUCCAGGCUAAAGGGGUUCAUGACCAUCCCAGACCAGAGUCAAAGUCAGAAACUGAAGCCAGACGGAGUUCUGUGAAGAGACGCGUCAGCUCUCCUCCAUUUACACAGAAAAGACGACUCAUUGAAACACAGGGCAUCGGUCCAGCUCUUCUGUCCUGUGUUGAGGCUCCAGAACGCUUCUCCUUCAUUACUGAGACCAACUUCCCUCUCCAGUCACAGCACUACCCAGCAUUCCAAAGCCCUGAACCUUACUAUAAUACCCACAAUCCUUUAGGUGAAGCCUCAACCCCCCUUCAAAAAUCAGCCAACCAUAGGUUGUAUAUGUCCAGGGCAGGGUGUGGCUAUGAUUUCCCCAGCUACCUGACACCCGGGUCCUAUCCCACACCUCUCCACCGAGACCCAGCAAGCAACCCGGACCUCUGUGAUACCAGAAUGGCUCCCGUCCUGGGCUCCUCCUCCUCCUCUGGGCCUCUCUCCUCCACCUCUCCCUCCUAUGACCCUCAGGGAGCCAAGUCUCCCCCAGGCUGGAAGGAUCUGCUUAAGAGUGGCACCCCCUAUGGAGACAACCACCACUACUACAGCCCAGAAUACCCCUGUCGUUACCCCAGCAACGCAUCAGGGUCCCCUGCACCACUACAGACAAUCAUCACAACAACAACAAAAGUCUCCUACCAGCCGUGCCCUAAGCCCCCAGCAGCCAUUCCUCCCUUCCAGUCCUGUCCCAAACCUCCAGGUGGCCUGCCCUCCUACCAGGCCUGUCCUCCCCCCAAAAACCCAGGCCUCCCUGGCUGCUCCUCUCUGCUGGAUGACUCCUCCUCCUCUUACUCCUCUGAGGUGAAAGUAACUGAGGAGUCAGGCGGGGUGAUCAAAUCUCUCUCCUUUCCGCCAGAGUCUCUUCCAACCAAGACGGAGCGAUCUGAGAGCUAUGACUACCGCUACACUUACCCUAAUACCUAUAGAUAUGACAACUACUAA
Lampris incognitus (smalleye Pacific opah) is the source of this 1428-nucleotide messenger RNA. It is a transcript of the gene gcm2, whose product is annotated as glial cells missing transcription factor 2. Gene Ontology annotation, molecular function: DNA-binding transcription activator activity, RNA polymerase II-specific; RNA polymerase II cis-regulatory region sequence-specific DNA binding. Gene Ontology annotation, cellular component: nucleus. The transcript has 8 exons. The record is from RefSeq and is a predicted model, not a curated record. Bases 1 to 1428 code for a protein of 475 amino acids. Lineage: Eukaryota; Metazoa; Chordata; Actinopteri; Lampriformes; Lampridae. Gene Ontology annotation, biological process: gliogenesis; regulation of transcription by RNA polymerase II.